ACCAUGGCUACGGACAGCUUCUUCUCAUAGUUCUACUUAUUAAAUUGUCUCUGAGUUCAUAACCAUUUCUCUUAGAGAAAAUGGGUCAUCAUUCCAGGGAGAACUACAGUUUCUUCCUUCCUAACUCUAGCUCCAAAACCAACAUAGAUUAUAAAAUGGGCUAUGAUGUGUAGCUUCCAGUGUGAUGGAAAGAACAUUGGAGUUAGAGUCAAAUGUCUACUUUGCUACUUACCCCCAAGUCACCUAACCUCUCUGAAAAAAUUAGACUAGAUAAAUUCCAAAAUUCCUCCUGAUUCUAAAUCCUGUGAUCCUUUUAUUCUCAGUAUACCCCCUUUUCAAUCAUGCAAGUUCUUUCUUUCCAGUUUUUCAUUGUCCCUUUUUCAUCAUCCCCUCGUUAUGUCCCCAUACUCCUACCAAAAUCUCAUGACCAGGAAGAGCUGUCCCUUUAAGGAGAGAACAGUGUGUGGGAUGAGGACCUUUAAAGAGCUGGGAGCCAGAGAGGCUCUGCUCCAGAACAGGUGUUUCCAUGGCUCAAUAUAGCCCCAAACUCAAUGACGGCCAGCCUGUCUUAGAGGAUUACUUUUUGGAUAAUAAGAAUCUGCCUGUGGAAGAAAUGGCAGUUGGGGCGGUCAACCCACUUGACCAAAUGGAUUGUCGAGCAGACUCAAACUUAAUGGAGCAAGGACCAGGCUCCUUUAGUCCCCAGAUCUCCAAGAAGGUCAGCAGAAUUCAGGAAGAAGAGAACCCAGAGGAGGAGCAGCAGGAGGAGGAAGAAGAUGAGGAAGAAAAAGAAGGGAAUGAGUUGGGAGAUCCAGCAGUGCUCAGUGCCAUCCACCAUGUUCAGAGAAGACACAAGAGCUCACCAGGACUCAAGGCCUCCAGUAUGCUUGGGAUGUCUCCAGUCUCCUUGCGAUUUCUAUGUCAGACCCUGGACUAUUUUUCUCCAGCCCCUUUUCAGCCUACAUUUCCAAGUGCCAGUUCCCCAGCACGAUGCUUUGGACCUCAACAGCCCUCACCAGAUCCAUCUCUCUUCUACAGUCCACCAGCAUCAUGGCCCCCUAGGUUCAGUCUCCGCAGUCAUCUGACCCAGCUGCAUCCCCAGCACCAACGGAUCUUGCUACAGCAGCGGGAGGCACAACGAUGUGGUCAUAAACACCAGAGUCCCCGUGUUGGGAAAUUGUGGUCCCAGAAGCCAGAUCCCUAUGCUGAUCUCAUGAAUCAAAGGGAGAAAGACUGGGUGAUCAAAGUACAGAUGGUUCAGCUGCAAAGUGAGAAUCCUCGUCUGGAUGACUACUACUACCAGGAAUAUUACCAAAAGCUAGAGAGAAAACAGGCAGAUGAGGAGCUGCUUGGUCGAAAGAGUAGGCUGGAAUCUCCUAAGUUGGUAACCCCUUACAUUCAAAAGGCAGAGACCUAUGAAUCAGUGGUUCGAAUUGAAGGUUCACUAGGGCAGGUGGCCGUAUCUACCUGUUUUGGUCCCCGAAGAGCCAUUGAUGCAGUGCCCCAUGGCACACAGGAGCAGGACACAGCUAUAUAUAAUCAGAAGCUUCAAGUACUAUAUCGAAUUGAGAAGAUGUUCCUUCAGCUGUUGAAACUGGAGGAGAAUCAGAAGAAUAUGCUAGCAAAGCCCCAUUUCUAUGAGCUGCAGAGCAAACAGCUAGAGAAGAUCUACCAGGCCUUGAGGACUGAUGAUCAGGACAACUCAGAGGAGGCAGCAAAUGGAUUCCUACAAAUACUAUCAGUGAGGAAAGGAAAGGUCCUUGUAGCCCGGCUACUACUACUUCUGCCAAGGGAUCAGGCAGUCCACCUUGUCCUAUCAAUCACCAGUCACUUGCCCUUCCUAAUUCGAAGGGAUACAGCUGAUCAGGCCCUACAUAUGCUGUUCAAGCCCCUGGGGAAGUGCAUCAGUCUCUUGGCUUUUAAUGAGCUCCUCCAAGGACUUCAAGGACUGAUGGUGCUACAACCUGGAUCCCAAGAGCGGCCAAUCACUGUAGUCCUUCAGAACCAGUUUGGGAUCUCCUUGCUCUAUUCCCUACUAAGCCAUGGGGAACACCUGUUUUCCUUGAAUUGUUCCUUGGAGAAACACAGCAGAAGCGAUCUUGCAAUUUGGACAAAUAUGGUGGUACUGAUUGCCUGGGAGAUAUCCCACAUGUCCGCAGCUUCUCUGGCAGAGCCACUCAUUGUACCCAGCAACCUCCUCUCCCUGUUCUGCCGUUAUGUGGACAAACAAAUAGUACAGCAAUUAGAAGCCAGAAUGGAAUAUGCCCCCAUGGGUACUGAGCUGACUUGUUUGAGAAAAUUAUCCUGCUCAUCUACAUACCAGUCUGUUAGGGUUGAAGUACAAGAAGGGAAAAUUCUUUAAAGGAGCUGCGCCCUUGGCAGUUGUAUGAAAGCUAUUUUGAUUUUCCUCAGUGGAUGCAAUGGAGACCCCAUUUUCUUUACCCUGCUCCAAAUAAGUUCAGAAAUCUAGAACCUUCAGAAAGGAAGGGCAGGGUAGUACUUGAUUACAUUAAAAUGCAUGUAAAACUGAAAUAAGUGGGUACUAAAACCUUGCUUUUUGAAAGCUAUAAUAAAGGUCACAUUUUACCCUCCCCAUAUUUCCAAAAAUAGCUUCUUCCUUUUCCUUCUGCUAAGCAUCUUUACUAGAGCUAAAUAAAGUGGAUCUUUUUCUUAAAUGAAUGAGAAUAUUAUAAUAUAUAAAGGGGUUUCUCUCAACAGAGCAGAAAUAGUAUGUGUCCUGCCAGAUUCCAGAGUAAAGUAUUUUUCUGUCUUUUACCUUCUUUCUAAUUACAGGCCUUCUUUCAUUCAGAGAGACUUCAUUUCCUUUAUUACAACCAUGAAACGAGUAAAAUGGUCGAACAAAUGCCAUAGGUCAUAAGGUCUUAAUGUGUUUGGAGUUAUUUUUUUCUUAUAAACAAGAGAAUAGAAGAAUAUAUUUUAUCAAUAAUAAUAAUAAUAGCUAGCUGGGGCAGGCACCUAGGGUCUCAGUAGUUAGAACUGGAGUGAGAGUUAGAACUGGAGAUACCUCCUAGCUGUGUGACCCUGGGCAAGUCACUUAACUCUCAUUGCCUAGCCGUUUCCAUUCUUCAGCCUUGAAACCAAUAUAUACUAUUGGUUUUAAGAAACAAAGUAAGGGUUAAAAAAUAUCAAGGGGCAGGUAGGUAGUUCAUUGAUAGCAAACCAGGCCAGGGGUCAGAAGAACCAAGAUUCAAAUCUGGCCUCGGAUACUUCCUAGUUGUGUGACUCUGGGCAAGUCACUUAACCCCAAUUGCCUAGCCCUUGAAAUUGAUUCUAAGACAGAAGGCAAGUGUUUAAAAUAAGAAUAGUUAGCAUUUACCUAGUAAUUUACAGUUUCCCAAAUACUUUUUUACAAUAGCUACUAAUCCAAGGAGGUAGGUGCUAUUAUUAUUCUCUUUUUACUGAUGAGGAAACUGAGGCAGAAAGAGGUUGCCUAGUGUCUAAGGCCACAAUUGAACUCUAGUCUUUUUCACUCUAUUCUAGGACUCUAUCCACUCCACCACUUAACUGCCUCUAUUAAUUUAAAGAGUCUUCCUUCUUUUUAACUCUGAUGAUUGUGGCUUCAUUUAGUAUGAAUCCUGCAUCUCAUUUAUACUUCAUCUUGUAUAAUUCUGAACUUAAAGUCUGUGCAAAGAGUGGUCUCAAGGCCUUUCCUUCAUGUCUUAUAAACAGUCCUCAGGAACCAGUGAAGUGUUUAGCCAUCCAUCUAUUUUAUCUUUUGCUUUUGUUACAGAAUUGACCACCCACUUUUCUCAACAAUAUAUUUCUUAGAUAAAAUUCCUUUAAUAUGACCACUCAGCUUAUUAUUUUUAAUAUGCUGUAGCCUGACACCUGCUUCUUAUCUCUUCAUUGUCUUCUGGUCACCUAUAAUUUUAAUUCUUCAGAGGUCAUGGUGGUAAAUGAAGGUGAAGUCUAUACCUUCAUUUACCUGGUAGAAAAACUUAAUUCACAUUUAGUGUAAUGGGAGUCUCUCUCAUCUAAGACCCCCUACAGCUUACCUAGCAUAUUAUAUGUAACCUUCACAUGGAAGAUGCCAGGGAGUUGCUUUGGAGAGGAUAAUAGGAAUCUAGACUAGAUAUCCCAUUAAGUAGAAAUGCAGAAGAAAACAUGAUUUAUCACUUGUUUAUAUGGGUAUAUGAUUUGGGGUUUUGGUUUUAAGAGAUUAUUAUAAAAUAAAUAAUAUGGAAGUGGAAUUUGAGUAAUAAUAUAUGAAUAACCCAGUGAAAUUACUUGUCGACUCUGGGAAGGUAGAGGGAAGGAAAACAAGAAUCAUGUAACCAUGGAAAGAAAAUUUAAAAAUAAAAAGAUAUCCCAUUACAUUGUUAAUAUUCUCUUAGGAGGGAUUGAAUGUUAGAAUACAGACUUCAUAUAUUUACACUAAUUCUAUUUAAUCAACUGUAUUGAAGCCUAUUGAGGAAUGAAUGAUAUGACAUAGAUAUUACACAUAUGUAUAAUGUAUAUACACUCAUAAAUGUACACACACAUAUAUACACAUAUAUUACAUUUACCUUGAAACUACAAUAAAAAUUACAGGAGAGCCAUUUUC
Molecule: messenger RNA, 4564 nt
Organism: Monodelphis domestica (gray short-tailed opossum)
Lineage: Eukaryota; Metazoa; Chordata; Mammalia; Didelphimorphia; Didelphidae
Gene: PATL2
Product: PAT1 homolog 2
Biological process (GO): P-body assembly; deadenylation-dependent decapping of nuclear-transcribed mRNA
Cellular component (GO): P-body
Molecular function (GO): RNA binding
Source: RefSeq, a predicted model, not a curated record